Oppia nitens is the source of this 3783-nucleotide messenger RNA. RefSeq names its product mucin-2-like. The coding region runs from base 305 to 3754 and encodes 1149 amino acids. Lineage: Eukaryota; Metazoa; Arthropoda; Arachnida; Sarcoptiformes; Oppiidae. The record is from RefSeq and is a predicted model, not a curated record. Gene Ontology annotation, cellular component: extracellular region. Gene Ontology annotation, biological process: chitin catabolic process; carbohydrate metabolic process. Gene Ontology annotation, molecular function: chitin binding; chitinase activity. The transcript is spliced from 9 exons.
GAAGGUUCUGUAGGAUCAGUUGGAUGUAUGUUUGGCUGAUUUGAGCGCUGAAUUGGGUCGACAAACACCGUGUUUUGCCGUACAGUGCGCUCAGCCAUACCUGUAGUGCCAAUAGUGACGAGCAUUCACUGCAAUCGUUAGUCAAACACCAGUCGACUACAAAUACAGACACAACUGUUUGCCGACAGAGCCGUUAAACAUACGGUUAAUGUGUUGUUAUGUUUUAAUUGAGCGAUAGUUUGAUUUUUGUUGCCUCACAUGUGAUUAUUAUCAUUACUAUUACUUUUAUAUUAUCAUCACUUCAAUGAUGUUUCUCUCACAACAUUUUUUUCUGACAAUUUUAUUUUUGGUGACUCUCCUGGACUCAUCUCUCACAGACAAUAAUCAUUUAGUAAACAAAAGAGCAGCCAAUGACCUAAAAAUAGUGUGUUAUUACUCCAAUUGGGCGGUAUAUAGACCCGGAUUAGCUAAGUUUACGCCACAAAAUAUCAAUCCAUAUUUAUGCACACAUCUAAUCUAUGCAUUUGGAGGAUUAUCCAACAAAUUUGAAUUGAAAGCUUUUGAUCCAUACAAUGAUUUAAAUCAAGGCAAUUACAAAAAGUUUGUUGGCCUUAAAGCAUAUAAUAAAAAAUUGAAGACUUUAUUAGCCGUCGGCGGUUGGAAUGAGGGAUCAAAAAGGUUCUCAAAACUAGUCGCAACUCCAGAACUUCGCCAAACAUUUAUCAAUAGUUGUCUUAAAUUCUUGAGAGACCAUAACUUUGAUGGUCUCGACUUGGAUUGGGAAUAUCCCGGUUUUAGGGACGGCAGCUCUUCUGAAGACAAACAAAAUUACGCCAAACUUAUUAAAGAAUUAAGACAAGCCUUUGACACUGAAAAAUCUUCGGCGGGAAAGGAGAGGCUUUUAUUGACGGUUGCGGUUCCGGCGGGUCAGGAGUAUAUCGACCAGGGAUUUGAUGUGCCAACCAUUUCACGUUACGCAGAUUUUCUCAAUGUCUUGAGCUAUGAUUAUCACACGGCAUUUGAUCCCGAGACAGACCAUCAUUCACCACUUAAAGCACGACCAGAUCAGAGCCGAUUUGAAGAGUCGAGUAAAUUUAAUACUGAGUGGACUAUUAAUUAUUAUAUACAGUUGGGAGCUCCGAGAGAUAAAUUAAUAUUAGGAAUUCCCACAUAUGGUCGAUCAUUUACUUUAGCUGAUCCUAACAAAAAUGGUUUGACUGCACCAGCAGACGGUCCGGGAGAGGCCGGGCCAUCGACACGAGAAAAGGGUUAUUUGGCUUUCUAUGAAAUUUGCCAAAAGAUUGAAGAAGAGGGUUGGUCUACACAAAGACCUUCUCCUCAAAUAGAGGGUCCCUUUUCUUACAAAGACAAUCAAUGGGUAGCUUAUGAUGACAUACAAAGUGUUGAACAAAAAGUUAGAUUUAUAUUAGACGCAGAUUUGGGAGGAGCUAUGGUCUGGACGUUAGAUAACGACGACUUCAGAGGACAGUGUUAUGGAGAACAAAGUCCUCUCAUAAAUGCCAUUAAGACUGCACUCACAAGUAAUAUAGUUGAGGGCAGUUCUAGUGAAAGAUCUUCUCCGAGAUUUAUAAGACCCGGUCCUCAAAGUGUACCAAACGAUGAGAGAUCUCUUGCAGCUCUUAAUGUAAACACUCGUAGAAAUCAAUUGAGAAGAAUUCAAUUGCAAUCAACAACAUCUACGACAACUACAACCACUACAACAACUACUACUACAACACCUGUGCCUACAUUUAAGGAAACAAUAUUACGUACGACACCCGAACCUCCACCGACACCAGAUCCGGGCACUGCGUUUGAAUGUGAAGACGAAGGCUUUUUCAAUAAUCCCAAAGAUUGUCGAAAAUACUUUUGGUGUCUCGACAGCGGACCCGCAAACCUGGGAAUCGUUGCGCACGCUUUCACGUGUCCUUCGGGACUAUAUUUUAAUUCAAAGUCAGAGGCCUGCGAUUACUCAGAGAAUGUCAACUGUAAGAAACCACCCAAAGAAGAUGUCACCACAAGAAAGCCUAAACUCAGAACCAAACCGCCAACAACUACUACAACUACUACUACAACAACUACAACACCUCCACCACCAACUACGACAACAGCUGCCACAACAACACCUUUUGAUUUGAGCGAUAGGGCAAACAUUGAACUAUUGUCUACAGCUUUAAGACAAUUAAAUAGAGCCCAACAAAAUGGUAAUACCAAUGAUAUCUCACAAUUGGUUAAUUUGAUCCAAUCAUUAGGAGGUGUCGAUAAAAUUCAAUCACUUAUAGGACCAUCAGUUCUGUCAAAUCUCGACGAUAAUAAAGUAUCAUCUCCUGCGACGACACAUAACUUUUUUGAGCCCUCGUAUGUGACACCCAAUCGACAUUUAGAGGUCACUCAACCACCUCCUGAAUCUUUUACUGACAUAUCAUUAUCUUCUGGUAUCAGACGUGAACCUCAGGGUCAAGUGAGACCUCGAAGACCACAAUUUGAUACUACAUUACAGACAACUACUGCUAAUCCCAUCUUUUCAUUUUAUGAAACGCCAAAAAGCAAUCGCAACACUAAUUUAGACGCAAAUCGUGAACCAAACGCACAAUCCUUUGCUUUUACUUAUAAUACUCCGGGCGGUCGAAACACAGGACAAGAGGGCAGUAUCAAUGAGGCCUCCAUUUCCAGGCCUUCCAUACAAUUCUUUAAUAACUCCGCGCGAUUAGGAUUACCAUCGACUCCAAGAAGUAUUUUUGUGACCGACUCUCCACUUGAAAGACCGAGAUCUCGAUCUAAUCAAGUAAUCAGAGUUCCUGUUAGUGUUUCCGAAGGAAGAAUUGUCAGAUUACCGAUCGAUUCAAAUGAUAACAAUCGUAAUCCACAAACAGCUCGAAGAGUUAGAGUUCAAAGUGCUUUCUCUGCGGUUACAGAAAAACCACAAUCAGGUGUUGUUUACGACGAAGAGAUUACUUCAAAUGCCCCAAAACCACAACCAGUUCCUCAAUUGAGACCACAAUUUGCAUCACAAUCACUACCUAUAGAGUCAAGCACUCAACAGCCUAUAAGAAGACGUUUUCCGAACCGAUUUAAUUUGAAACCCAUUUCUGAUGAAAAUCCUGUGUCAGCGCUAAUCAAUCUUCCGCCGAGAGCUUCAAAUUCAUUACAGAACUCACGGCCACAAAGACCUCAAUCAUUGGAAGAUUUGUCACUUCCAACCACAACAGUGUCACCGACAACUGUCUUCAACCAACUGCGUCCCCAACCGCACCGUUUUACUAAUUAUAAUACACUUCCGCCUGAGUUUGAUAUAUCGCCAUUUACUACACCGGCCGCACCUUAUUUUGAUAUAGAAAAUGCGUACCGAGUGGUCACUACAACCACUUCGGCUCCGACCACAAUCACUACAACCCGUCAGCCACUUCCACAACCAAUCAGACAUUCUCGUCCUCGACAACAGUUACCACAACCGAUUGCAGUGACCACCCAAAGGCCAAACAGAAGACCAACAGCUGCGGUGACAACUGAAGAACCGGUCACUCAAUUUGACGGACCGCCCAUUUUCUCAGAAAAUGACGGCAAAAUUGGUUGCGGAAAACGAGGAGUUUAUGCUCACCCGAAAAAUUGCGGAAUGUUUGUGGUGUGCGCUCCGGCCUCUCGGACUAAUAAAAAUCUUCGGGCGCUUACUCAUCAUUGUCCCGCUGACCAGGUCUUUGUCCAGGAAGUCGGCAGAUGUCGGCCCGGAAAUAAAGAUCGUUGCGAAGUCUUCUGAUCUGAUAAUUGUUAUUAUAAUAUAAUUUA